GCUCUAUUUUAGUUUGUUAGAAAUUUCAAUCAGUUCACAAGCACAUUUGGAAGGAGUCGAAAUUCAGAAGUCCCCAUGAAAUGAAGAGACAAAUCGUUAAGGAGUUCAUAACCGUGAAGAAGGUGCUCCACCUGCCGCCGGAGCCACCGCCACCGCCGCCGCCUCCAAAGCGCCACGUUCUCGCCGUUGGCUCGUGCACGCUGGACAUGAUCACCAUCGUGGACCUGCCACUCACCCCUGGUCAGGUGCAGCGCACCAAGGAGGGAAGCUGGCGACGUGGCGGUCCCGCCGCCAACAUCUGCACCGUGUGGCGCCGCCUGGGCAUGGAGUGCGAGUUUUUGGGCGUCUUGAGCAAGGUGCGGGCAUUCGAGAGUCUCCUGUCCGGAUUCCAGUCUCAGGGCAUCGACAUCUCGCACUGCCCGUUGACGAACCAACGUCCUGCCCACCGCAGCAUCAUUGUCCAGCGGAACGCGGACGCACGCACCAUCCUGGAGUUCUCCAGCGCCGCCCAGGAGCUCACCUACCAGCAGUUCGUGGGCGCCGUCGACUACCAGAAGUACUCGUGGAUCCACUUCGAGUGCCGCAAUCCCGUCGAGAUGCAGCGCAUGAUCCUGAAGGUGCGCGACUUCAACGAGCGCUGCCCCGAGUCGCGCAUCGUGCUCUCUGUGGACCUGGACAACCUGCGGCCCGCCACCAUGCUGAUGGCCAGUCUGGUGGACUACGUCUUUGCCCGCAAGACGAUGAUGCGCACGUACGCGUUCAUGAACGGACGCGAGGUCGUUUGGGCGCUCAGGGAUGAAAUGCGGUCGGCGCGGGCCAAGUGGGAGAAGACUCAGCCCCAGAAGAUGCCCUACCUGCCACUCGAUCCGCCGGCCGACGACUCGGACGAAAAGUGUCGAGGUGCGCCGCUGAAUACACCCAUCGUCAUAUGCAACAACUACAUGCUGGGCGCCAGUUGCCUGAUGGCCGACGACACCUAUUUCAAGGUGGGCUCCCAAAUCCCAGAUAAAAUCGUGGACGUCAACUCCGUGAACGACACGUUUUCCGCAGCCGUGAUCUAUGCCCUGCACAAGGUCAAGAUGCGACUUCGGGAUGCCCUCGAGUAUGGCACCCGGGCAUCGGCGCUUAAACUGACCGAGAACGGAUUCGAUGUGCUGCGCUGCAUGCCCAAGGACCUCAUCGGUUGUUACUAUGCCUAGAACACGGUUAUUCUCUUUGAUCUUGUGACAUCAACACAAAAAUGAAUUUGUUUCUACAAUAAAAAGUUCGUAUUAAUCGUU
Messenger RNA from Drosophila gunungcola (fruit fly), 1280 nucleotides. Its product is annotated as ketohexokinase. Lineage: Eukaryota; Metazoa; Arthropoda; Insecta; Diptera; Drosophilidae. The transcript has a single exon. Bases 81 to 1199 code for a protein of 372 amino acids. The record is from RefSeq and is a predicted model, not a curated record. Gene Ontology annotation, molecular function: ketohexokinase activity. Gene Ontology annotation, biological process: fructose metabolic process.